CAGAGACGGCAAUUGCCAGCUUCCUCCCUACUCUGUCUUGUGAUUCAAAGCAGACUCCGCUCCACCUUUUAAAAAGGGGAGCACAUUAAUGCUGGCCACCCACAAGAACAGAAUCGAGCAAGGAGGCACAACAGUCUGAUGCAAGAGUCCGUGAGAAGCCUCCCUGCCUCCAUGCGGCUGGCCCUGUUUACGCUCUUCCUGCUUCACCCCUGCCUCCAUGGAGGACACAGCGACCUCCGCGAGGACCUGACCUUGCUGAAGACUGACCUUGCGCUUCGCCUCUACCAGCACACGGCAGCCCCUAGAAAUGUCAGCAACGUUGUCAUUUCUCCUGCCGGUGUGUCCCUCCCUCUGGAGAUCCUGCAGUUUGGAGCCCAAGGGAACACUGGCCGGCAGCUGGCACAGGCUCUGGGUUACACCGUCCACGACCAAAGAGUGAAUGAGUUCUUACACGCUGUUUAUGCCACACUACCCAACUCCGGCCAAGGCACCAAGAUGGAGCUGGCCUGCACCCUUUUUGUGCAAGCAGGAACGCCACUGUCCCCCUGCUUUGUGGAGCAGAUCUCCCGGUGGGCCAACAGCAGCGUGGAGCCAGCCCACCUCAGUGAACCCGAUGGCACCAGCCUCCGGGCCAGUGAAUGGGCCUCUAGGAAGAUCACAGCUGGGACCAAUGAGAGCCUCCCACCCGCCUGGCAAAGGAUGAAGCACGGUCUUCAGCAACAGCUAGUUACAAACGCUACAAUUCCCCGACUAAGGAUACUAACAAGCGUGCUACAAAGCCAACCUCAGGGAUGCCCCAGAACCCUCCAGGACAGGGGCGCCGGUCUCGGCAACACAGUCACUGUCUCACUUGCAGGUGACGAGCCAGGUGGCACAGUGUGGGAGCAUGGCGGCGGUGCCGCCCUUGCCCGGCUGGCACUGGUGAGCACCAUGUCCUUCCAAAGCACUUGGCGGCAGAGAUUCUCCUCCGCGGACACUCAACUCCUGCCUUUCACCGGUGCCCAGGGCCUCGUCCUCCAAGUGCCCAUGAUGUACCAAAUGGCCGAGGUCAACUACGGCCAGUUCCAGGACUCUGCAGGCCAUCCGGUGAGGGUGCUAGAGCUGCCUUACCUGGGAAGCACAGUGAGUCUUCUCCUGGUUCUGCCACGGGACAAAGACACCCCACUGAGCCUCAUUGAGCCACACCUCACAGCCAGCAUUCUCCACAUCUGGACCUCCAGCCUCAGGAGAGCCAGAAUGGACGUGUUCCUGCCCAGAUUCAGGAUCCAAAAUCAUUUCAAUUUAAAAAGCAUUUUAAAUUCUUGGGGAGUCACCGAUCUUUUUGAUCCACUCAAAGCUAACUUGAAAGGAAUUUCAGGCCAAGAUGGCUUUUACGUUUCCGAAGCAAUCCACAAAGCCAAGAUUGAGGUUUCGGAGGAAGGCACCAAGGCCUCUACAGCCACAGCUCUGUUGUUACUGAAAAGGUCUCGGAUUCCUUUUUUUAAAGCAGAUCGGCCAUUCUUCUUUUUCCUGAGAGAACCCGACACAGGUAGGGCAGCAUUUUUUGACAGAAUUCAGAUAGAUAUGUAUCAGCAUCUUUCUAGCAAGAAGCGCCCAUUUGUCCACUGUGGCCUAGAACAAGCAUUCCUUCUAGCUAGUUUCUAUGGCUUCGGAAGAUUCCCAGUUUCUUGUCGCUUGUCGCCUCGCUUUCUCAUCACUGUAGGACGAAAGAUAGUUCCUUCAGGGGACUAG
This is a messenger RNA of Ailuropoda melanoleuca (giant panda), 1731 nucleotides long. It is a transcript of the gene SERPINE3, whose product is annotated as serpin family E member 3. The record is from RefSeq and is a predicted model, not a curated record. Lineage: Eukaryota; Metazoa; Chordata; Mammalia; Carnivora; Ursidae. Gene Ontology annotation, molecular function: serine-type endopeptidase inhibitor activity. The transcript has 9 exons. Gene Ontology annotation, biological process: negative regulation of endopeptidase activity. The coding region runs from base 139 to 1731 and encodes 530 amino acids.